GCGAUCACGGGAGCUACAAGGUUUCUUAGACAAUAUUAAGAGAGGUCAAGAACAAGUACUUGGGGAUCUAUCAAUGACCUUAUGUGAUCCCUAUUCCAUCAACUUCUUAGCAACAUCUGCAAUCAAAAUUCUACAGCACCUUAUUAACAAUGAGGGUUUGGCCAGAGAUAAUACCAUUUUAAUUCUCUUACUGAGAAUGCUUGCCCUAGGACUUAGUGCAUGGGUCAUGAUCGAUUCCCAGGAAUUUAAGGAGCCAAAAUUAGAUAGCCAGGUUGUGACAAAAUUCUUACCAGCUCUCAUGUCUCUGAUGGUGGAUGAUCAGGUACGACAUUUAACAGCUCGUCUUCCCCCAGACGAGCGCGAAAGUGCUAUUACAACAAUUGAACACUCUGGUCCAGCUCCAGAUGCUGUGGAAGCGUAUAUACAAGAGAGUACAGUGGCAUCUAUAUUAGGUAUAUACUAUACAUUGCACACUGCUCGUCAGAAAGAUCGGGUUGGCAUUUUACGUGUCUUGACUAUUCUUGCAUGUUGUAAGGAUGAUCGAGCAUAUGAAGAUCCCUUUCUUCAUUCUGUUAUUGCCCUACUAAUUCCAAUGGCUGAAGAAUUUACCGCCGAAGAUUUUUGCACAGGACUUUUUGAUGAAUUUCUCUUUGCUAGACUCACAAGAGACAAUGUUACGCGACACAUGCUAAAGUUAUUGUGGUACAUCCAUAUCAAAUUACCAGCUGCGCGUCUCCAAACACUUCUCAAGGCACUCCAGCCAUCCUCUCAGCACCAUGAAAACGUACACAAAUUAUAUGACAAUCUACAAACACGGAUUGGGCUGGCAAUUCAGGAAAAUAUCGCGUCAGAGACUAUAGAUAUUGACUAUGAUUCACCUCUAAAAAGUGUUCCUACGCCAAAGCCUCAUUAUCUUUAGUUUUUUUUUUUAUGAUGAAUUUUUCUAUUUCUUUCAGUUUGCCACAGAAUUUACCGAGUUGUUUUAUGUGUAUCUUAAAUUUUGAUAAAAACAUUUAGUGAAUCUAGUUAUAGAGAAAAUUUGUCAUUCCAAUCAACAUAACCCGUUUGUGAAUUAUAGUAGGCUAUGCAUUAGUGAAAAAACAAUAUUUCUGUAAAGUUUAUAGCGUUCAUAGCUCUUCUCUCAAAAGAAAAUGUCGCAAAAAUUGGAGAACUACAGUUUGAUACUACAAGAUGGGACCGUUCUUCAUGGCGAAAGCGUUGAUCAGCGUGGUGAUGUAGACGGAGAAUUUUUUUUACCACAGCCAUGGUGGCUUAUCCGGAUCAGAAUCUGAAUCCGGUCUGAAUUUUAGUUGAAAUGACUAAUCCACCGAAGUUUGUGGGCAAUGGAUUGGAAGAACUGAAAGUUCCUGGACAAGCUUAUCUUCGUGAUGCACUCCCUUCUUGUACAGACCCCCUAAAAGCCAUUGAGAAUUUUCAAUUAGAAAAUGGUGAGUAAAUGUGACGCACUCUUAUAUUGUAUUAUUAAAGACUUGUGGCAGUUUUGUUAUCCUUCUGAAUCCUAAAUGAUAUAAUACAAAUCAGGACAAUAAAAUUGUAGUAAUAUAGAAUAAAA
Phlebotomus papatasi is the source of this 1573-nucleotide messenger RNA. Its product is annotated as negative elongation factor B-like. The transcript has 2 exons. The record is from RefSeq and is a predicted model, not a curated record. NCBI's taxonomy places the organism in Eukaryota, Metazoa, Arthropoda, Insecta, Diptera, Psychodidae. Gene Ontology annotation, cellular component: nucleus; NELF complex. The coding region runs from base 74 to 919 and encodes 281 amino acids. Gene Ontology annotation, biological process: negative regulation of transcription elongation by RNA polymerase II.